UUAAAAUUGUAUCAAUUUAUUUCAGGAGGUAAAUGAAAAAAAGGGCAUUGACCUGUGAAACUAAAAAUACCUCAUAGUCUUCCUCUAGGACGUGCUAGCUUUUUAAAAACGCAACUUCUUGGAUGAUAAAAAUAUUCAGGCAAGGCCAAAGCUUGAAGCUUGACCAUCGCUAGAGACUGCAAGGGCUUGCCCUAGAUGGCUGGGAGUUGGCCAAAUCUUAAGUCUCAAAGAGGCGACGAGGCCAAACCGGAUCCAUUCGCCUGCUAUUCUCUUGCCAGCACACAGGGUAGACAAAAUAAAAUGUCUCAGUAUAAAUUCUUAAAUUUAUAUCUAAAGUAGUAUAAAUGCUUGCCUGGGCCAUGCAAAGGAGGCUGGCACAAAGAAGGGGGAGCGACUGGGAAGAAAGAACACAGCGCCAAGCCCCUAAGAGUUCGGCGAAAAGCAGGCUGAGCCGUGGGCCUCCUUACGCAGCCACAGGGCUGUGCCCGAGAGUGGGUAGAUCUCUGGACGGAGGCCAAUCUCCCGCAGCAUCCGGAAGGAAGCUGCUGUAGCGGGGACUGCAGGGCGCUUAUCUGACUUUCUGCUGCGUUCCCGGGGUCUGCAGCCUAGGACGCCACCAGAGCCCGAGAACCCGGCGGGGGCGGGACCAGCAAGCCUCGACAGCCCACCCCUUCCAGCGCGGGGUGGGACCCUCGCGGCUUCCCGUCCAAUCCCGUUCCCCGACGCGCACAGGGCGGGACCCUCGCGGUUUUCCGUUCUGGUCCGGCCUCAGGACAGCCCAGAGCCUGCAGGCCGACGCAGAGGGACAAGAGGGGCGCGGGAGUCACCAGGCUUGGCCAGUUCGGGUUCCCUGUGGUUUCCUUUCCGAAUUGUUCAAGCAGGCUCCUGGAGGUCCUGAGCACUUCUUCGUGGUUUACUGUUCUCUUACUGUGACUUUAUCAUGGAAAAUCAAUUGACUAAAUCAGUUGAAGAACGGACAUUUCAGUACCAGGACUCUCUUCCGUCAUUGCCUGUUCCUGCACUUGAAGAAUCAUUAAAAAAAUACCUUGAAUCAGUGAAACCAUUCGCAAAUGAAGACGAGUAUAAGAAAACUGAAGAAAUAGUUCAAAAGUUUCAAGAAGGAGCUGGCAAAAGAUUGCAUCAGAAGUUACUUGAAAGGGCUAGAGGAAAACGAAACUGGCUGGAAGAAUGGUGGCUCAAUGUUGCCUACCUGGACGUACGUAUUCCAUCACAACUGAAUGUGAACUUUGUGGGUCCGUGUCCUCAUUUUGAGCACUACUGGCCUGCAAGGGAAGGCACUCAGUUAGAAAGAGGAAGCAUGAUGCUGUGGCACAACUUGAACUACUGGCAGCUGCUAAGAAGAGAAAAAUUGCCUGUACAUAAAUCUGGAAAUACUCCUCUAGACAUGAACCAAUUCCGAAUGUUGUUUUCUACCUGCAAGGUUCCAGGAAUUACUAGAGAUUCGAUUAUGAAUUAUUUUAAGACUGAGAGUGAAGGGCAUUGUCCAACCCACAUUGCCGUGCUGUGUCGAGGCAGAGCGUUUGUCUUUGAUGUACUACAUGAGGGAUGUUUGAUCACCCCACCAGAACUUCUCAGGUCUUUAAACUACUUCUUAAAGAAAUUAUGCGUCUUUCAUUAAUUUUGUUUUAUACAUGUGUAGACUGUCUUCUUCUUCUUUCCCCACUUUGACUUCAUUCCUGUCAUCCCUGUCAGCUUCCCUUUUCCAGACAACUCUCUCUCCCACAUUCAUGACAUUUUGUUUUGUUGUGAUUCAUGGAGUUUGACCAGGGCCGUCUGGGCUCAGCAGUGAAUGCACAGGUCAAGACUCUGAGCUUUCUUCUCUGAGAAUCUAUCAGUAGUCAGUCGUCUUAGCUACUGUUCGACUGCUGUAAAGAGACACUAUGUCUAAGGCAACUUAUAGAAGACAGUAUUUAAGUGAAGGCUUGCUAACGAUUUCAGAGGAUUAGUGCGUUGUCAUCAAGGUGGGCAGCAUAGCGGCAGACAGACAGGCAGGUGUGAACUGUCCAUUUUACUGAGUGAUAGUGCUAAGUUCUCCACAGGGCCUCAUGGAGCUGCUAGGGCCUGUGGUCUUCCAAGCAUGUGUAUUUGACUGGUUUAUAGCACUAGGUAUGGAGCCAGUGUGGCAGCAGUUGGUUACCCCCAUAGCUUUCAUUACGUAGGCAUGGUAUUGUUCAUGGCGUUUGUAACAAGGGGAGACUGUUGAUGGCGUUUCUUCCCCAGAAGCCUGCAAAGCACCUUCAGCACUUUUGAGAGCUAGCCAGCACUGGGGGCAGUUUCUAGCUCGGUUCCAGCUCCGUUCCUCUAGUUUGCAAUCAGGCUCUAUGGUGUUCUGUCUGGCUUUGGUUGGUGACUGACUUGGUUAGGGCUUCUAUUGCUAUAAUAAAACACCACGAGCAAAAGCAACGUGGGGGAAAAAGGUUUAUUUCAGCUUAUAUUCAAGUCCUUCAUGAAGGGCAGUCAGGGCAGGCACUGGAGGCAGAGCUGCAGAGGUCAUGGAGGGGUGCUGCUUACUGGCUCACUCCUUAUGGCUUGCUCAGCCUGCUUUCUUAUAGAACCCAGGACCUCCUGCUCAGGAGUGGCAUCGACUACAAUGGGCUGAGCCUUCCACAUCAAUCGCUAUUUAAGAAAAUACGCCACACCUAUCCUACAGGAUAAUCUGGUAGGGACAUUUUCUCAGUUGAGGGUCCUUCUUCCCAAAGGACUCUCUGUAGCGUGUGUCAAGUUGAAAUCAAACUAGCCAGCACAGCAACCAAGAUAAAUAGAAGGGGCUAUUAUUUUGGAGUCUUUUUGGGACCUCCCUGAACAGCAGCUUCUAUGAAAGUACCCCAUACCUCUCACUGGAACUUUUAGUUAGUGACCUGCUGCUUCUAGAACCAUCAUAUGUAACCUGUGUGGAGUAUCUCCUUUCAAAUUUGUUUUUCAUAUUUUUAAUUUAGUUACAAGAUAGUAGGCUUCCAUAGCUUUUUUAUACCUGCUUUUUGAAAAAGCUUUAUCUUUUGAAAUUAAAAUGCAAGUAUGUCAUUUCCUCCUUUCCCCUUCCUCCUGCUGACCCUUCCAGUGUGCACCCCUCUUGCCUUGCUCUCUUUCAAAUUCAUGUCCUCUCUUUCUUUAAUUGUGCGCAGGCGCGUGCGCGCACACACACACACACACACACACACACACACACAUACACAGUACCGAGAGGUUAGUCAUGGACUUUACAUACUCACGCCUGUUUUGUUUAGUUAUGCAGCUCUCUCGUGUCCCCUGCCCUCCUGUGUAAACCUUUGUGCCCCUUGUGUUUCUCCUGCUGUUUUCCUUCGCUGGAGUGCUGGCACAGAGGCCUGCCCUUCCAGCAGGAGAUCAGGAGUGAAGGCUUUUCCAGAUCAUCCUGGCCGAAGCCAGCUCCUGGCCCACUUACACUAUCUGAGGACUCAGACUACUUUCCUGGAUUUCCUUCUCAAGCUCUUGCUUGGACAAUUGACAUAUAUCCACAAGAAGUGCUCGAACGAACCUGUUGGACCCAGUAUAGCGGCAUUAACUAGCGAGGAGCGAACUCGGUGGGCAAAGGCAAGAGAAUAUCUGAUUAGUCUUGAUCCAGAGAACUUGACUUUAUUAGAAAAAAUUCAAACCAGUUUAUUUGUGUAUUCCAUAGAAGAUAGCAGUCCACAUGCAACCCCAGAAGAAUAUUCUCAGGUCUUUGAAAUGCUUCUUGGUGGAGAUCCAUCAGUACGCUGGGGUGACAAGUCCUAUAAUUUGAUUUCCUUUGCUAAUGGAAUAUUUGGCUGUUGCUGUGAUCAUGCUCCUUACGAUGCAAUGGUCAUGGUGAACAUUGCACAUUAUGUUGAUGAGAGAGUCCUAGAGACAGAAGGAAGAUGGAAGGGUUCAGAAAAAGUCCGGGACAUACCAUUGCCAGAGGAGCUGGUCUUCACUGUGGAUGAGAAAAUACUGAAUGAUGUAUCCCAAGCCAAAGCCCAACAUCUCAAAGCUGCGUCAGAUCUGCAGAUAGCAGCAUCUACCUUCACAUCUUUUGGCAAAAAGCUCACCAAGGAGGAAGCCCUUCACCCUGAUACCUUUAUUCAGCUCGCUCUUCAGCUUGCCUACUACAGACUUCAUGGACGCCCUGGUUGCUGCUAUGAGACAGCUAUGACAAGAUACUUUUACCACGGCCGAACAGAGACUGUGCGAUCUUGUACAGUGGAGGCCGUCAGGUGGUGCCAGUCCAUGCAGGAUCCCUCUGCUAGUCUCCUUGAACGUCAGCAAAAGAUGCUAGAAGCUUUUGCCAAGCAUAAUAAGAUGAUGAAAGAUUGUUCACAUGGAAAAGGAUUUGACCGUCACCUUUUAGGUCUUUUGCUCAUAGCAAAAGAGGAAGGUCUCCCUGUUCCAGAACUAUUUGAGGACCCACUUUUCUCCAGAAGUGGAGGAGGUGGAAAUUUUGUGCUCUCAACAAGUUUGGUUGGUUACUUACGAGUUCAGGGUGUUGUGGUUCCCAUGGUACACAAUGGAUAUGGAUUUUUCUACCACAUCAGAGAUGACAGGUUUGUGGUGGCAUGUUCAUCCUGGAGGUCAUGUCCGGAGACUGAUGCUGAAAAGCUUGUUCAGAUGAUUUUUCAUGCUUUCCACGAUAUGAUACAGCUGAUGAACACCGCUCAUCUUUAGAGACUCAGACAAAUACAGAUCAUAGAAACUUGGUACGAAGAGUAGGAUGGUGAUGUGACAUGGAAGGAAUGUUGACUUAAAGGAAGCCUGUUAAUGUAGGGUUAGGAGAGUGAUGCUCUCUAGAGUUAUUCUACCUUAAAGUCUCCUGUGUUGCAACCACAAUGCAAAGUCAGAUAUAGUGAAUAGAACUAUGCAAUGUUUAAGCCUCAACAAAGCAAAUCUAUAUAUCUUAACAAUCCUACUUAACAAGCCUCAAUCAAAGCAAAUCCUACUCUGAUGUUAAAAUAGUUUUGUUGGCACAUGUGUAGGCUGCAAGUCCUCUGUGAACAUGAUUAUAGAGUCUAUUUCUCAAGCACUUUAAUACUUUCUAAUUGCCAGAGGGAUAAAGCACACGGUUAGAAGCUAAUUUCUCUGACAUCAGUGCCUUCCACACCCAGCACAGGAGUACAGCCUGUGAGAGUUCAUGGGAAAACCACUAUUGUACAAUAGUGAUCUAAAAUAGCUCCUUUGAGCAGGCAAAAGGAUCAAGUUGUAUUAGAAAUUUUUACACUACCACAGAAAAGAAUAUUAGCAAAACUCAUUAUGAUAUGUUGCAAUUCAUUUUGUGAAUAUAAAAUUAAAGCAUUUCCAUUUGAACCUAAUUGUUAGAGCUAGCAGCUUUUAAAGGGUUAAAUGUUGAGUAUGAUUCUCAGAACUUUACAAUUAUUUCCCAGUGUUAUUCAUAAUGGUGGCUUGAAGACGUUCGCUUCAAGGGUGCUAUUCAAAGUGGUUUAUAUUCUCAAAGAAUAAAGCAUCCAGAAUCUUACCAGUUUCACCUUA
Messenger RNA from Mus musculus (house mouse), 5478 nucleotides. RefSeq names its product carnitine O-octanoyltransferase (gene Crot). Bases 3037 to 4659 code for a protein of 540 amino acids. Gene Ontology annotation, biological process: generation of precursor metabolites and energy; fatty acid beta-oxidation; fatty acid transport. Gene Ontology annotation, cellular component: peroxisome. The record is from RefSeq and is a predicted model, not a curated record. NCBI's taxonomy places the organism in Eukaryota, Metazoa, Chordata, Mammalia, Rodentia, Muridae. Gene Ontology annotation, molecular function: carnitine O-octanoyltransferase activity; acyltransferase activity. The transcript is spliced from 18 exons.